AGUGUUUUACGCACGCUCUUACGUACACCUCCAAUAUCCUCGUCUUCGCUCUGCUCGUAAGCGAUGUCGUCGUCACCCCAGACCGCAGCAGCCGGCGGUGUCUCUGCCACCGCCGUGCCGCACGAGUGGACCUCCACGUGGAACCUCUUCGACGAGCGACACACCGGCGCCGUCUCGCACACGGACCUGAAGCACAUCCUGCGCAGCCUUGGCCGCCGCUACACCGAGACGGAGUUCAACGACCUGCUGCGGCCCCUGCCCAACCCGGCCCCCUUCGACGCCUUCGUGAAGCUCAUGCAGCAGCCGUAUACCGGUCCCACCGAGGACGACCUCAUCACUGCGCUGCGCGCCUUCGAUGUGGGGGACUCGGGCAGUUUGAAGCUGUCGGAGUUGAUUACACUCCUCACCACGCUGGGGGAGAAGAUGCCGGAGGCGGACGUGCGCCAGCUCCUGGCGGAGGUGCCGACGGAUGAGAAGGGUCGCGUGCGGAUCGACGAGCUCGCCACGUACCUCUGCACACCGGUGCCGACGACGACGCCAGACAUUGUGGAGCUGCAACGGCAGCUGGACCAGGUGAACACCCCUAGCGCUGCCGCCGGUAGUGGUGGUGGCGUCGCGACGAGCUCGUCGUAG
This is a messenger RNA of Leptomonas pyrrhocoris, 633 nucleotides long. RefSeq names its product calmodulin-like protein. NCBI's taxonomy places the organism in Eukaryota, Euglenozoa, Kinetoplastea, Trypanosomatida, Trypanosomatidae. Bases 64 to 633 code for a protein of 189 amino acids. Gene Ontology annotation, cellular component: myosin II complex; cytoplasm. Gene Ontology annotation, molecular function: myosin heavy chain binding; calcium ion binding. The transcript has a single exon. The record is from RefSeq and is a predicted model, not a curated record.